CCAAACAAAGCAUUCCCGGCCAUACUUUAUUGCAGUACAUAGAUAGUGCUACAUGGUAUACUUGUGUGGGUGAAUUCAUUGCUUUUGUUCAGAAUCAAAACAACUUUUUAUAUGGGUUCAGUCAAUGUAAACAAACGCAUUCGAGAUGUAAAAUCUCGGUCAGUCGUCAUCUUUAUCUGUUGUAGUGAUGUAGUUGUUUUUGCUCAGCGGUCCGAAACAAUAAGUGCACUGACUGGUUCUGUUCCAAAGGAAGAACAUUGUUGCUGCUGCUAGUAACACCAAAUAAUUGUGAUAUUAAGAGUUAAAAUCGAAAUGGACCGAUUCAACGAAUAUUGGGAGCUGUUCUCGGACAAGAGUGUUCCCAUUGGAAAGUAUAUUCUUGCAGGAGCUGAUAACAUACUACAAGACACUGCAUGAAAACGAAGACGGGGCGCCCCUAUCGGAGCGAUGUCGCGAGUUUCUGCUCAGGAAUCUGCUAGCAAAUCCUUAUCCCACAUGUCAACUGCUACGAUUGUUGGCCACAUCGAGGAUACCGCUGAAAAAUAAGGCUCUGCGAGAUAUUUGUGAUUCCGGAAUGGCGAAAUUCGCUGAGACAUUCGAGCAGGAAAAUGUGGACAAAUGCUACAAUUUAGUGGCGAAUAAUUUACUCACCACUGAUGCUCUCAAUCGGUUGAUCCCGUUCGCAUUGCAGCUACUGGAGGAGAACAAAAUAGAUAAGGAGAAUCUGCUGUUGGCUAUGGUUUCGAGGAAAUCACCGAAACUGCUGAAAUUGUUUCUCAAGCAGAUGAAAAUGACAUGUGAGCAGCGAUAUUUAACGGAAAUUAUUGACGACAAGCAACAUUUUAUAAAUAACGUUCUCAGUACAGAGGACAAUAUUUUUAAGAUUCCCGCGGUCAGAGACUACAUUCAAUUGUUUCAAUUAAUGCAAAAAAUGAACAGCGGCGAGUCGAUUGGUUAUAUCUCUAGCCAAUUGGACAUUCCGAAAAAUGGAUGUCUAAGGGAUUACUUCCUGGAGAUGAAACGGACCCAGUGUCUUCAGCGUUUGUUGGAAGGACGAGAGAACCGUCCCCAGAUUGAGGAUUACGCGGAAGAAACCUCUGUGAUUGGUUUAUAUUUAAAAAUGAAAUCGAAAAUUACUGCUUCUCAUUACGAACAAAUAUUCGAGGCAAUUGUUGAGAAUGAGCGACUGAAUCGAGAAAUUUCGGGAAAAGUUUGUCCUACUGAAACAGAAGUUCAACAGCCGCGCGAUCUCAAGUUGUUGCAAAUGUUGAUGAUUUGGCAGUAUGUUAUAGAUGCAAUGACUGAUUCUUCUCGUCAAAAGAACUCCGGUGUUACCCUUCAAAGCAAUGUUAAUAAUAUCAAAGUGAUCUUGAAGUCUGUCAACGAUACUCAAACAUUUAUUGAGCUGCUGGAGAGCGUAAUAACAUUGCUUUUUGUGCGCUACGAACACUUGCCAGAGCGAGUGUUUGGUCAAGUGGGUUUCAUAUGUUCAAGCAUCGUGCUGGAAGCGAUUCUGAACUGCCUUAAGCCUGUUGCAACUCAGAAGAAACAUGCUGUGAAUUAUGAUAAUGCAAACGACGAGUUGAAGCAACGUCUAACAAGUUGCUUGGACAUAAUCAAUGAUACUCUUUGGAGACUGUCGCUUUUCUCCAAUUUAUGCACAACCGAAGAAGCUUCCCUUCGAUUAACGGAUAUUGAUUCCGGCUCUAUAAUCAUAAAAGUACCAGACGUGGCUCAGGAAGAGGAAGAUAACAUGUUUCACAGUGUCGAAUCUCUCCAGGAUCAAUCGCAUAAAUAUACCACUUUACCUAAGCGGAAACAAACCAAACGUCGUCAGCCCUCUCAAUUGUCCUCCAGUGGCUCGACCGGGAAUAGGUUUCUGAUGCAGCACUCCCUUCCGCUGCCCAGUAAAAUCGACACAGUGAUAGAUUCCUCGAUUAGUGCAAUCAUUCCAAGGCCGAAAAGUAUAUUCGCAAAAAUUAUCGGAUCUCGGGAAAAACUUGCCACUCUUUGCAUGGUCAGUAAGAAUAUUGAGGUCGCAAAGGAGAUCAUAAACAGCGGAAAUCUUAGCCACACCGCGGUUGGUCAGGAUAUGAUUUUUUUGGAGAAUUUCACCCAGAUCAAAAGCAAGCUGUCGAGUUUGACUGCUAGCUAUGACCGCAUGCGCCAAGAGCAGCACGAUGGCAGCGCGGGGUCCACGUUGGGCGAUAUUCGCUCGAGCACAGCGAUCGGAUUCGAGGCCUCCAAGAUUGUCAGUACGAUCGAAACGUUCUCGAUCAGUCAGAAAAUUCUGCAGACCGAGGAAGACCACCAACUGUUGGAAAAAUACAUCGCCCAGUAUCCGUUGCUGAAGCUUUUCCGUGGCGAUUCCUUGCGCAAUAUUUACACGAUGGAUCUGCUCUUGGGAGUUCCGAUGGGGUACGAUUUGAAUCUCAGCAUGUAUAAUUUGGUCUCGAAAAGUUUGCACAAAUCAAAAUGCAGUGAUGCGUUGAGUUUUGCAUACGUGGGGUUUCUGAAACGAUUGCUCGAUGAUAUGCAGAUGUUUAGGACUGUGGGUUCCACGGGAAGGCCUUCUGUCACCUUCCAUGAUUUGUUGAGUCGCGAGGUAUGUCCGUUGAAUCCCGUGCAGCUGAAGCCGAUUCUGGAAGCCCGUCGCGAUCUGAUGACCUUGGGUUCUUUGGAAGAUCUACAGCUAGGGGAAGGAAAGGCGCCAUUGAUUUUGCCUGUCAGGAUACAAAAAUUCGUGGACGAGGCGGAAAAAUUACUCGGGCUCCAUACGGAGUGGAAAGAUUCAUUGAGAGCUGAUGAUAUCGUUAGAUUGGAUUUAAACAAAAUUGUGAGCGAAUUAGUGUUUGACGCGCGAGUACCUUUAAACGUUUUGGAGCCCCUAACGAAUGGAACCAACCUCAAUCUGGUUUAUAUUAUUGCCAAAAACUUUCUGUGUGGAGCUCAAGAGAAGAGUAGCUUUGAUCUGUUGAGUCAUGGGCCUGAUGUGCUGGAAUAUGUAUCGAAAAAGAACCAAUUGCUAGGAAUUAUCCUCAAGGAAAUUACGAAUGUUGAUGGUGGUAACAGCUUGUUGAAAAAUUUUAAAAAUCUCUCAUUUUUUGAUGCGCUAGAACCUAUGUAUCAGUACAGGAUGUCGGCUGCUUUGGAUAGUGAUCGUUUUGAUCUAAAACAAUGUGAUGUUUACCAAGAUUUGGAUGAUAUUCAUCGAUUGAAAUUGAUCGAUUCCGUUUUAGGAAGGAAGCAAAGAGAGCCACACAACCGACUCCAUAAACUACGACAUGAGAUCGUUACUCAGCUGCUGCAAUCCAAUAGUACAGAGCUGGAGAUCCCAUUCGAAAAAAUUCUCCAAAAUACUCACGACAUCAAUCGUAAGGCGGAAUAUCUACUGAAAUGCAUUGAUCGUAUCUCCUGUGCCCAAACCAUAAUUGAUACGAUCAGGAGUAUUCUAUGCUCCAAGCAUCGUGGCGACCUGACCGGUGAGCACGAAGAAUCUCUGAAAGAAUGGCUGUUCAAACUGCAGAUCUACGUGGAAAUCGGCGAGGCUUUGGAUAACCGAGACUGGCGAUCGAUUCAUCAUCUUUCCGAAAACAGUAUGGAUCAAAUAUUGCUUCAGCUCAUGCUGUUGAACUUGCUUGAUUUGUGCUCUCGAUGGAUUAGUGUUCACUCGUUGAAGUGCGAUAAAUACGGAGAGUUUCAUGACAUCUUCACUCUCGCCGUGACGAGAGUUGCCGCUGAACAGCAGGAUUGUUCGACGCUUUUCACAAUCAUCGAAGGAAUGCCGAAGGGGAAGGUGAUUCGCUUCUAUGAAACCGUCCUGUCAGGAGUUAAAAAUGAAAGUGUGAUUGAGCAUGCCGUUGGAUAUUUGGAACAAUUCGGAGAGAACCACAAAACAUACCAGAGACAUCGUAUUUCAUUGAAAAUAUUUAGUCAUCUUCCGGUGGGUGGUGCGAAUCGACCAUGGAAUCUUAUCAGCAGACCUCUGCUGAUAAUUGAACAGUAUCUGAUGAAUUCAAAGUUGGAGCUGUUGGCCAUCGUUAUGGAUUCGAUUCGUCCUUUGCUGAAGGAUCACGUAUGUCAGCAAUGUUUCGAGCAAAGAGAAUACAUCCGAGAUUUACGCAAUCGUUUGAAUGGAUCUAUCGAUCUGGAUUCUAGCCAUGACGAUCAGUUCAUCACAAACGAGUGCAUAGACUGUCUGUUGCGAAUUUACGCCGGAAAGGCCUUGGAUUAUCGUGUGUCGAACGACUCGGGAACUUCGGGAGAAUCGAUGCAUGAUCAGAGUAUGAACGCUUCCAGUCUGGAUUCUCUGUGCGGGGCGUUUGUGAUGCCAAAGGGAGCUCCCACCAAAGACGAAUGGGUUCGGGAUGAGGAGGCUACCCUUUGUAUGUGCUGUAGGAGGAGCGUAUUUUCGAUGCUCAAUCGUCGUCAUCACUGCAGGCGUUGCGGCAGGGUGGUUUGUCAUUCGUGCUCGAAAAGGAAACUACAAAUUCCGGAACUGUACGAGAAUGUUCCGGUAAGAGCUUGCGAUGAUUGUGUGAGGCAGACUGAGGCUAAGUCAAAUGUUCAAGCACAAAGUUCGGCGAAACCAUCCGGUCCCAAUAGCUCUGACGAAUGGCAGCUUACCGGGAAUGUGCGGAAUGAUAAUAUUAUCCGAGAGGAAUACAGCUACGAAUAUGCCCCCUCAACAAGCCAGUGUCUCGCGAUAUGCAAUCUCCACAGUCAGAAUGAGGAAAUAUCCAGCUUUCUGUUGUACCAUUGCGCCAAACUGGAAUCUCUCCUGCGUCCAAUACAUCCCGGAUACCCGAACCCCGAGAUUGAUUAUGCGUUGGUGGCUCGAAUGUUGUUGAAUCUCACUUUGGCAGCUAAAGUGCGCGGAAUACAGUUCUCCGAAGCGGAUAAGGUUAAGGAACAUGCGGAGAUUAUUCUCUCGAUCGUUAAUAAUGAUUGCGAGUCGUUGCUUCUCCAAGAAUCGAUGAGCAGCGCGAAUCUGCGCAAGUUGAGGGAUGCUCUCGUUAAAGCGGAAAAAUGGACACUCGCCCUUGAGCUGUCACUGAAGGGUGGAUUCGCUACCAGCGGAGUGAUGGCUGCUUGGGGUACUACAAGUCUCCGUGCCGGCUGUUACGAAACGGCGCGAGAAAAGUUCUCUCAUUGUCUGCAGAAAUUAUCAACCGAUGCCGACAACAGCACAAUCCUCAAUUGCAUCGAAUCACCGGAAACAAAACUCGCCAGCUACAGCACAGCAAUUCCAAUAAAGCGCCCAACCAAAAGUCCUCCACUGCUGCUGGAGAUUAUCAGCAUUCUCGAAUCGACAGCCCAAGCUCAGCCACCGGAAGUGAUUGCCAGAGCAAGUUUGAUUAAAAGCUCCAACACAUCGCUUUCGUCCAUAAUUCGGAAGAAAAGCAAAGAAAACAUUCCUCUGCAUGAGCCAGCCUUGAAUGUUCUCAACACUCUGUCCAGUCUGAAACAUAUCACCAAAGGUAACUUCACCGACUUCCUUCCGGAGAAACGAGCCGCGCGGAUUCGUGAUCCGGCGGCUUCCGCUACUACUGCUACUGGAAGUGCAGCGGAUUAUCUCCAUGCUCUCGAUUGCAUCAUGAGCACCCGAUUCUUCGAGGAAUCCAUGUACUAUCUGUUGACUUAUGGAGCCCAUCAGGAUAUCACCAAUUUCCUGACCAAACACCGUCAGAUUCUCCCCGCAAUGAAGUACUCUCUCAUGCAGCAGGUCGACCCGGAAGUGUUUCUCCAGACAAUCGUUCUACCGUAUCUCCGAAAUGGUAGGCUCGAAACCAUCAUUCAGUUGAUGAGCGGCAUGGAUGAGACGUUGCUAUCGUGGAAGGACUACAUCAUCCACACCUGUCGCUAUCUGGAAACGAAUCAGAUGCUGAACUGCUUGUACAACGUUCAACUGCUGCUGCGGGAUCCAAUUCGGGCCAGUAUGACUUGUGUGCGGUUCUAUUCUAUGGGCGCGAAAAAUUUCACCGAUUUGGAGACGAAUACAUUCCACCUGAAGAAUAGCGUGGCCCAUCUACAGGCGGAACUGGAACUGUGCAAUUGGGAGGAGGUAAGUGUGGAUAGUUACACAAAUCGCGGCGAAACGCACAAAAGUUUGCUGAUGAAAAUGGAGCCGCGGGAGCUGAAUAAUCAUAUCAACACAAUCUUGCGACAGCUGGAGCUGUCCAAGUUUCUUUCGAAUUGCGAGGCUAGGGGUAAGGAUGUGAUGGGUCUACUACUGAAGCUGUUUGUGGAGUCAACCAAUGUGCCAACACUAUUCGGGACGGUUCAUGAGAAGUUGCAGUUGGCUGUUCUGGUUCUUGUUUGUGGACAGAACAUCGAGGAAGGAUUCGGGUUAUCCUAUAGAGUCAUUCAAGAUUUCAAUUUGAACAGCCUGCGAGUGUACGGUUUGACGGCGAAAUAUUUCAUCAACAACUCUCAAGUUGAAGAGGUUGAGAAGUUGAUACAGGCCAUCGUCAGCAACAGCUCGGUAACCGUUGAUACGCACAGUUUCUGCGAUGAGCUGAUCAAAAACUCGGUUGAAGCGACGAUUUCCGUCCAUGGGAACAGUUCUCAGGUGAAAACCGCACUGGAGGCACUGAUCAAACGGAUCAGCGAUGUGGGACUUAAGGUGCACUGUUACGUCGUGACGGGCCAGUUGAAGACUGCGUAUUUGCUGGCGAACAAACACGGGCGCAUUGGGGAUAUUAGGAAAAUUCUGCGACAAGCCGAACUGCUGAAUCAGGUACAUGUGAAGAGGCUUUGCGAGACAAAAUUAGCGACAGAGAGCGGGUCCAAGAAGUAGGCAGCUUCCGUUCAGGUUGGAUGGUUUUUGUUUUGUUAUUUUAGUACAAUAUAUCAUGUUCAAGACGGAAUUAUAUGUUGAAUAUAUAGGUUUUAACCAUUUUUUUCGGCUAGA
Molecule: messenger RNA, 6913 nt
Organism: Toxorhynchites rutilus septentrionalis
Lineage: Eukaryota; Metazoa; Arthropoda; Insecta; Diptera; Culicidae
Gene: Sptz
Product: zinc finger FYVE domain-containing protein 26 homolog
Exons: 4
Coding region: 575-6799 (2074 amino acids)
Biological process (GO): regulation of cytokinesis; mitotic cytokinesis; double-strand break repair via homologous recombination
Cellular component (GO): midbody; lysosomal membrane; centrosome
Molecular function (GO): phosphatidylinositol-3-phosphate binding; metal ion binding
Source: RefSeq, a predicted model, not a curated record